This is a messenger RNA of Toxotes jaculatrix (banded archerfish), 5089 nucleotides long. RefSeq names its product high affinity choline transporter 1-like. Gene Ontology annotation, biological process: acetylcholine biosynthetic process; choline transport; transmembrane transport. Gene Ontology annotation, molecular function: choline:sodium symporter activity. The transcript has 9 exons. NCBI's taxonomy places the organism in Eukaryota, Metazoa, Chordata, Actinopteri, Toxotidae. Gene Ontology annotation, cellular component: plasma membrane. Bases 373 to 2034 code for a protein of 553 amino acids. The record is from RefSeq and is a predicted model, not a curated record.
CCUCAUUGAACCUGCCUCAUGAGCUUUGAACAUCAACUCUGACUCCUUUCCCUCCUUCACUGCACAGCACUUUGUUACAAACUCUUUUUUUUUUUUUUAAAGAAACAAAAAUUUUGAAAUAGACUUUUUGACCUCUUGAGUUUAAGAGACUGAAGAGCACCAAUUGUCUCUUUGUGUUGCCCUCCAUCUCUUGGCAGUCUCUCUGUCUCACUCCCCAGCAGAGUGUGGAUGAGUGGUGCAUGAGUUUUUCUCCUCCUGGACUGAAUUUAUCACCCGGCCUGUUCUCUGUCCUGUGAGAAUAGCCUCUGUUGCUUCUUCCCAUCAUCUCUAAGAACUGACACGUACCCUAGGAAAAGACAAAAGUAGAUCAGGAUGGCUCUCAAUGUGCCAGGUCUUGUAGUGAUGGCAGUGUUCUACCUGUUGAUCCUGGGCACCGGCAUCUGGGCGUCCAUGCGCUCCAAGAGGGAGGAGAGGAAGUGCACGGGAGACGGCAUGGAGAUAACACUACUGGCUGGACGCAACAUCAACUUGCUAGUUGGCAUCUUCACUCUCACUGCUACAUGGGUGGGUGGAGGCUUCAUCCUUGGUAUAGCUGAGGCAACAUACAACCCAACACUAGGCGCAGUGUGGGCUCUCAUGCCUGUGCCUUAUGUCCUGACCUUCUUCUUAGGUGGCUUUUUCUUUGCCAAGCCCAUGAGAGAGAACAAGUACGUGACAAUGAUGGACCCUUUCCAACAGAAGUAUGGGAACGUCCUGAGCAGUGCGCUGAUCUUUCCCGCACUGGUGGCCGAUGUCCUGUGGGUGGCACGCACACUCGUCAGCCUUGGUGGAACUAUGAGCGUGAUCCUGGAUCUGUCCUACGUCUACUCCAUCAUCAUCUCCUCAGUGGUGGCCAUAAUCUACACACUGCUGGGGGGACUCUACUCUGUGGCCUACACAGAUGUCAUCCAGCUCAUCCUCAUCUUUGUCAGCCUGUGGGUGUGUGUUCCUUUCCUGUUGACCAACCCUCACUCUGUGGACAUCUCACUGACGGCCUACAACGAGACCUUCCAGGCUCCCUGGGUUGGCACGGUGGAGCUCGAUGAGGCUGGCAAAUGGUUUGACGACUUCAUGCUGCUGGCACUGGGGGGAUUGGCCUACCAGGCUUUCUACCAAAGAAUCCUGUCCGCUUCAUCUUACACCCAGGCUCAAGUGACCUGCUUCGCCUCCUCAGCCUUCUGCCUGGUGCUGGGUAUCCCCUCUGUGCUGGUGGGAGCUGUGGCUGCGUCUACAGACUGGAACUCAACCAGCUAUGGAUUGCCCACCCCGUAUCAGCGUGACCAGGCAGGCUCAAUCCUCCCCAUCGCCCUGCAGUACCUCACACCCCCAUACAUCUCUGUCAUCGGCAUCGGAGCCGUAGCUGCUGCUGUCAUGUCCUCCAUGGACUCAGCUCUUCUGUCCUCCGCCUCAUUGUUCUCCUCAAAUAUUUACAAGAACAUCAUCAGGAAGCAGGCAUCAGACCGUGAGAUGCAGUGGGUGAUCCGUAUCUCCGUGGUGGUGGUGGGUCUGGCUGGCACUGCCCUCACCUUCCUGGACAGCAGCGUCCUGGUCUUCUGGCUUGUGGGCGUGGACAUGUCGUACACCAUCAUGUUCCCCCAGCUAGUCUGCAUCCUCUUCUUCAAGGUGUCUAACGGUUACGGAGCCACCGUGGGCUACAUGAUGGGAAUCAUCAUGAGAGUCCUGAGCGGCGAGCCCCUCAUCGGCCUGCCACCCGCCAUUCAAUUCCCUGGUUGCCGACUGGACGAGGAGGGAAAGCUAACCCAGUUCUUCCCCUUCCGCACUGCCAUCAUGGUCAUCUCACUUCUCUCCAUUCUGCUUUUCUCCUGGUUGGCGUCCAUCAUUUUCAACAAGGGCCUGCUGUCUGAGAAGUGGGAUGUGUUUAAGAUCAAACGCAGGCAGAAACAGGCAGCCAGAGCCACAGACGACAAGAGGACCAACUCUGAUAAUGAAGAGGCUUCUGCGGCCAAGCAGCUACUGCACACCACCAGCUGCUGAGGAGGCUCGCAAAGAGGGAGAGAAGAUGGGCACUGGCUGGAGGCAGACAUGUUUGUUUGCCAUGUGUGAGUUCACAGAGGGGGAACAACAGUAAAGUCGGGACAUUUUGUACAGCUUCUGUCACAGUGAAUUUGUGGCAAUGACACAUCAGUGGAGUCUGAUCUGAUCUCUGUUACCUUACUUCAUCAGUCUCAAUGUCAUCUUCAAAAAAUACUGUAUAAACGGGCCCAGUGAGGUUACGUUAGCACACACACAGAUUAGCCAGCAUAGCAUAUAGCAUAAGAUGACUGAGGCCCAGAAUAAGUCAAGCAUCACUGUAACAGAAGCAGUCCACAAAGAAACUGAGAGGCAACUUUAACUGCCAUUUUAAUCCAUUUUUAUGUAUAAAAAAAAGAUUCUUCAAUAAAGAUCAGACUUUUAGAUUUGUACAGAUUUCUAUAAACAUUUUUCCAACCACACUUUGAAACGCCGAUCAGAUACAGAAGAGAGGUUGUUUCUGACAGACAGUUCUGUUCAUAAAGACUGUGGUGACAUUUUACGCCAUGAAGACAGUUGCACAAAUAAUGGACUUCAUCCCAAAAGAACAAUCAGUCCAGCGUAACGAUGAUAAAAUAGUUUACAGUCCACAUAAACAAAGUCUGUCUAUUUAUCAGAUUUUUCUUUCGUAGGAAAGAGCGUGUCAGACUGUGUCACAUGCCACCUCAGAAAACAGGAAUGCAACAAGCCAUCUACUCCAUGCCUCACUGACUAAUCACUGAUCAAGUAGAACCAGGUGUGGCCGACAGAGAACAUGUCUCAAGCACUCUACUUCAAGUGCACCUAGCUUCUCUCUUAGCGUGAACCUCUGCAAACAAUUUCAAUUGCAUGACAGGGCUCUCUUUCUCAGCAGAACAAAGAAACGCUACCCAAAGAACAAGGAAUGAGUGCACUCUCUGCGCUCAUCCACGGCACAUUUGUUAGAGAUGUUUAAUUAUUUAACAGUUUAUUUGAAUGUGAUCUGAUUUUUUUCCUUUUUCUGGCUGAUCUGCUGCCUUGAGCUCUUCUACAAAGAAACAUUAAUUAUUCUCGGCUUGUUAGUUAAUAGUCAACAUCUGAAAUGUUACACUUAUGUACACAAAAUCAUUGCUUAUGCGUCACUGUUGUUUUAUUCGAAAUGACAAUGUGCUGUUUUCUGAUCACCACACUGCUCUGAGAUGUGAAGAGUUACAGUUACAUGUACAUUUUCUCAGUGAAUUUUUCCCUCCAUCUCCCAAAUACUACUCAGUUUUGUUUUGUUUUGUUUCUUUUUAACCACACUGUGACAACAUUUAAAACCACCCAGGUACGGAUGACUAAAGUGGCCCACCCUGUCAGACUACUGGUGGCUUUGUUCUGCGAGCAAUAAUGAAAAUCACAAACGGCAACCAAAAAUACUUGGAUGGAAGUGACACAAACACUAUUUCAGGCUUUUUAAAUGCUCAGUAUAAUUAUUUUUAUUUUGUUUUAAUGACUAUUUAAUUUUACCCAUUUUGUUGUGAAUGGCAGCAGGGAGAGACAAAACUGAAGAACUCAAAUCUCCCAGCAUGCCACAGUAACUGUGCGCCCAUUCCCCUCAGCUGCAUUUUACUCACAUGAUAUAUAACUGAAUGUAGCAGUUUCUGCAACUGCACUGAGAGAAAGAACGCCAGACAUCUCCCUCGUUUUCCUCCUCCUCACCCAUUCCUCACCCUCGUUUUUACUCACUGUCAGUGUGAGCCUCUGUUUGUGAUUUUUGUACUGUAAAGUUGUUUUUUGUUAUUUACUGUAUGCAAAACUGUAGUUUACAGUGGGAUCAUUUUUUGUGUGUGGUGAAAAGUUUCUGAUAAUUUACAUUAAAGUUUCACAACAUUGAAAAUUUUACUCCCGUUUAAUGAUUCAAUUUUGUCAGAAAACAGGCUGUUCAGCUGACCCUUGUGGUUUUUAAUGUGUGUUUUGUUGUACUGAGCCUCUAUAGUAGUUUGUUAUGCAAAGAGUGACAGUCAGAAAGCCUUCCUCUGUCAUACUGGGGUCUUUAAAUGUUACUGGAAACUGGUUUCACUCCACUGUCAACAGUUAUUUGUAAAAUGGGUGUAUACUCUAGUCACUGAUCAAAUACCUCAUGGAAUGGUAAUGUUGGCUUUAGCUAUACAAAACUUUAACCUAUGAUUCUGGUUUCUAUCCUAAGAAUUUUCUUAUGAAUGUAAUUUUCCAAAGACUGAUCGCACAGAACAAACACGUGCAGAACACAAUGAGUGUGUCUUUUUAUAUGUGUGAUUGCAAUUUCUACCUUUAUUAUACUCUUGUACUGUACAGUCUAAUCAUGAUUUGUAUAUUUACACUUUAUUUUUUAUCAAAGUUGAUUGCUAUGUGUUGAGUAGUCAGAAAAACACAUGUAUUUUAUCUCCAUUUUGAAACUUUUAAAGAAAAAUAAAUUCAACUACAGGUUUUCAGAACAUUCAAGUCACCUUCACUGUUUAAUCACUGGGUAGCACUUGAUUUGUGUCAGCAGUGAUUCUGAACAGACGUGUGUUGCACACAUAUUGCAGGAAAAACAUGUUACAUGGCUAUGAGUGAAAGUAACAGCCAUUUAUAAUGAACAGUCCUGCCCAAAAAAAAACCUCAAAUAAUGUCUUCAGACACGAUUUGAUGGAAGAAAUCUUGCCAGCUGUCAUCAGCAAGCCGUCCACAACGUAGUGAAAGGGAUGGCAACACCUUAAUAAUGGAAUAGAAGUAUAUUGUCAUCUGUGCAUUUCAGUAAAUUUUGUGAAGAAAUGUUUCAUUUUCCAUGUUGGGUUUGUCAAACAACAUCUAUGAAAGUACCGGACAGUUGUGUUAGUUUUAUAAUAUAAAGUAGGAAGUGAGUUCUACAUUUUAUUUUCCCCUAUUAUGUAUUUGGUUUUAUAUUAUUAUGCAUGUUGAUUGUCAUUAACUGUGUUGUAUGUAUACUGAACUUUCAUGAAGGCUGUUCUCUCUUGCCACUUGGCAAGGUCCUACUUUGUAAUCGAUUAAUAUCAAUCCCCAUGGGGUGAUGUUCUGUCAGAAUAAAAGCUGAAUCCAA